Williopsis jadinii is the source of this 1077-nucleotide messenger RNA. It is a transcript of the gene PUP1, whose product is annotated as proteasome core particle subunit beta 2. Gene Ontology annotation, molecular function: threonine-type endopeptidase activity. The transcript has a single exon. NCBI's taxonomy places the organism in Eukaryota, Fungi, Ascomycota, Saccharomycetes, Phaffomycetales, Wickerhamomycetaceae. The record is from RefSeq and is a predicted model, not a curated record. The coding region runs from base 234 to 1043 and encodes 269 amino acids. Gene Ontology annotation, cellular component: proteasome core complex.
CAGUCAGCAUAGCUGGUGAUGGAAACACGGUUACACCCCCUCAUAUCGCCCAAUUGGGUAAUAAACACCCCCAGCCCGUGUAAAGAGACCGGUCGUUUCUGGUUCGCGCAGCAGCAUCACCUCCGAAGGGCGAAAACAAUCCACAAACAGCCAUAAACAACCAUUUCAGUGCAUAUUGGUAAACAUUGAUACACAUUUGAUCAGCCAUUUAAAGCCACACGGAAGAUUCGAAGAUGGCUGGAGGAUUGAGCUUUGAGAACCACCAGAGAAACCAGUUUCUCGCAGCCAAUGGACACGCGCCGCCAACGGCGACGUCCACGGGUACGACGAUUGUUGGAGUGAAGUUCAACGGUGGCGUUGUGAUUGCCGCUGAUACGAGGGCCACUGCUGGGGACAUUGUUGCCGACAAGAACUGUGAAAAGCUCCAUAGAUUGGCUCCUAAGAUCUGGUGUGCCGGUGCAGGUACUGCAGCGGACACUGAGAUGGUGACACAGCUGAUUGCGUCCAACUUGGAGCUCCAUUCGCUGAGCACGGGCAGGGAACCAAGGGUGGUGACCUCGCUUCAGCAGUUGAAACAGCACCUCUUCAAGUACCAAGGCCACAUUGGUGCGUACCUCAUCGUGGCAGGUGUGGAUCCAACAGGAGCACAUCUGUUCUCUGUCCAGGCGCACGGUUCUACAGACGUUGGCUACUACCAGUCGUUGGGAUCGGGUUCGCUAGCUGCAAUGGCAGUGUUGGAGAGCGAGUGGAAACAGGAUUUGAGUAAAGAGGAGGCAAUCAAGUUGGCGUCUGACGCGAUCGAAGCCGGUAUCUGGAACGAUUUGGGGUCCGGUUCGAACGUUGACGUUUGCGUGAUGGAGAUUGGCAAGGAUGCACAGCUGUUGAGAAACUACAAGACUCCUAAUGUCAGGGCUCCGAAGGAGAGAAGCUACAAGUUUGCCAGAGGCACCACUGCAGUGCUCAAAGAGUCCAUAUACAACCUGGUGGAUGUUAGUGAGGAUAUCGUUGUGAGUGCGGGCGAGCCAAUGGAAGUUGAUGCUUAGAGAGACUCCCCACGUAGUGAUAUUUAACGGGUGC